AUGGCUACCUUCUCCUUCAAAAUACCACUGCACCGCAGUAACAGCAGCAGGAGCUACCAUGUUAUUGCUGCCUCGGAAUCGCAGUUGCUCAGGCGAUCCCGAAGCAUUCCAUGGAGUUGGCAGAAGCAGCAGUGGCGGCAGCAAACAAGGUUGCAAUGCCGCCAACUGCAGCAGGAUACCAACCCAAGAACAGAGCAAGAUCUUGACGAGGGUGACAGCCGUCUGAGGCAAAAUACCAGCACUUUCCACCCAUCUAUAUGGGGAGAUUUCUUCCUUGGCUACUCCAACCCAGCUGCAGCUUCAUCGCAACAGCAGAUUCAGAUGGAAGAACGAGCGGACAAACUUAGGGAAGAAGUGGCCGAAAUGAUAGCAAGUUCAACUACUACUGCUAGUAGGCUGCACCUCAUAGAUGCAUUGGAGCGUCUAUGCUUGGAUCACCUGUUCGAAGAAGAGAUCUGUGCUGCACUUGCACAGAUGGAGACCGCUGAUGUCAGUGGCUACGAUCUUGGGACAGCAGCAUUGUGGUUUUGUCUACUUCGGAAACAUCGAUACAGGGUCUCACCAGAUGUUUUUGUGAGGUUCCAAGAUGAAGAAGGUGGUUUUCUAGUGGACGGUCCUAAAGACCUACUGAACCUUUACAAUGCUGCGCAUAUGAGGACUCAUGGAGAGAGAGAACUUGAGGAAGCCAUGCUAUUCAGCCAAAGGUGGUGGAAGGAUAUACAGAUUGAAUCAAGGCUUCCAUUUGCUCGAGAUAGAGUCGUGGAGUGCUAUUUGUGGAUAUUAGGGGUAUACUACGAACCAUCUUAUUCACGAGGCCGAAUAAUAUUAACAAUGAUUAUCGCCAUUGUGACCCUUUUGGAUGAUAUUUAUGAUUCUUAUGCAACUCCAGAAGAAUGUGAGUUACUUACCAAGUGCAUUCAAAGCUGGGAUUCAAAGGGGGCUCAUGACCUCCCUGAGUGCAUGAAAUUUGCUAUGGAGAAAAUAUUGGAUAGCUACGAAACCAUUGAAAAUAUGCUCCACCAGGAGGAGAAAUAUCGUAUGCCAUAUCUAAGAUACUUUACAAAAGGCCUGGUUAGAAGCUUCAACAAGGAGGUAAAAAUGCUUCAAGAAGGAUACAUUCCUAAGUCUGUUGAGGAGCAUCUAAAGGCACUUUCUGUGAUUCUCAGACUGGUAGAUGACCUUGAGUCAUACGAGCGAGAGCAACUGAUCCCUCAUGUUGCUUCAACAAUCGAUAGCUACAUGAAGGAGCACAAUGUCUCGAUUGAAGUUGCACGUGAGCAGAUACACGUACUCAAAGAGGAAUCAUGGAAAGAUUUUAACAGCGAGUGGCUUAACCCAGCCAAUAAUGCCUAUCCAAAGCAAAUACUGAGAGGAUAUUCAACUUGA
Molecule: messenger RNA, 1386 nt
Organism: Miscanthus lutarioriparius
Lineage: Eukaryota; Viridiplantae; Streptophyta; Magnoliopsida; Poales; Poaceae
Source: the annotation of a GenBank genome assembly